Messenger RNA from Myotis daubentonii (Daubenton's bat), 1882 nucleotides. RefSeq names its product Rho guanine nucleotide exchange factor 4 (gene ARHGEF4). Gene Ontology annotation, molecular function: protein binding; guanyl-nucleotide exchange factor activity. NCBI's taxonomy places the organism in Eukaryota, Metazoa, Chordata, Mammalia, Chiroptera, Vespertilionidae. The record is from RefSeq and is a predicted model, not a curated record.
UGGGACCAUGUCACCAUGGAUAACCAGGAACUGGGCUUCAAAGCUGGGGAUGCCACUGAAGUAAUGGAUGCCACCAACAGAGAGUGAUGGUGGAGCCAUGUCACUGUUGGGGAGGGCUGGUUUCCAGCUAGCUUCGUGUGGCUGUGGGUGAACCAGGAUAAGCCCUGGGACAAGGCAGGCAAUGGUGGGGCUGAGGCUCAAAAUAGCAGCAGGAACCAGGUGCACACAGUCAUCAACGAGAUCCUCAGCAGGGAGUGGGACUAUAUCAAGCACCUACGGGAUAGCUGCGAGGGCUACAUCAGGCAGUGUCACAAAUGCACCAACAUGUUCAGUGAGGAGCAGCUGCGCACCAUCUUCGGGAACAUCGAGGACAUCUACGGGUGCCAUAAGGCCUUUGUGAAGGCACUGGAGCAGAAGUUCAACACGGAGUGCCCCCACCUGAGCGAGCUGGGUGCCUGCUGGAGAGACAGCCACCCUAACUUCCAGUUGUGCUCCCCAGAAAGCAAACUUCCAGAUUUACCAGAGUAUUCCAACAACCAUCCCAACACAUGCAUGGAGUUCUUCUGGCUCACCAAGCUCAGCCAGUACAUGUAUUUCCAUGAGGCCUGCUGGCUGCUGCAAAAGAUGACCGACAUCUUCCUCAAUAGCUUCCUGCUGACCCUAGUGCAGAAGAUCUGCAAGUACCCACUGCAGUUGGCCAAGUUGCUCAAGUAUACCCACAGGUAUUUCAAGGAUGUGGAAGCUGCUUUACAUGCCGUGAAGGAUGUGGCCCAGCUAAUCAACGAAUGGAAAUGGAGACUUGAACACAUCAACAAGAUUACUCAGGGGCAGAGCUCCAUAGAGGACUGGGAGCUUGUGGCUCUUUUUGCGGUCUCUCACGGGGAAGAUCUUCUGGCCAGGAGCUCCGAACUCAUCUACUCAGGGAAGCUGAUUUGAGUUACACAGCCACAAGCCAAGAGCCAGCAGAGGAUGUUUUUUCUCUUUGACCACCAACUCAUCUACUGUAAGAAGGACCUUCUACACCAGGAUGUGCUGUAUUAUAAGGGUCGAGUGGACAUGGAUAGCUUAGAGGUAGUGGAUCCAGAGUACUGGAAGGAUAAAGACCUCCACAUGAGCAUCAAGAAUGCCUUCCAACUGCACUAUGGAACCAUGGGAGAGAGCUACCUGCUGUAUGCCAGGAAGCCGCAGAAACAGUGCUGAUUCAAAGCCUUUGCCAGGGAGAGGGAGCAGGUGUGGCUGGACCAGAAGACAGGCUUCUCCAUCACUAAGCUGCAGAGGGAGCAGGCCAUGCUGAAUGCCAGCAAGCAGCAGGCACCCAGGAAGCCCAAAGCCCUCAGACAGCCCUGCUAUCUGAUGCACCAAGAGCACCUGACAUUGCUAACCAGCCUGCCCCAGCAACAGGUCUUGGUGAUGGAAGAGCCCAAGUAGGAGCCAUCCACCUUCUGGUAUAGCAUUAGCGGCUGGCACCCUUCCCCAAGUGAGCCUAUUCCCCACCAACAGCACUGUCUUGGCCUGCUCUGCCAGCUAGUCUCCAGCUUUCCCGCCCCAAGGUUCACCCAUGGCUUCCGGCCCUCCUCUGCCUACUCUGCAAACUGGAAGUGAGCAGGGCUGAGCAAGGAAAUGGCUUGGUGUCACCAGUUCGUACCAGGCUCUGCACCUAUUCUCGGUUCUUCCUCACUACUGAUGCACUACAUACACAAGCUGGAGGGGCAGAAGACCCACAGCACAGGAGCGCCUCCCGCCACCCUCCCUACCUUUGUGGGGCCUCCUGGAAACUACAGCUGAGAACCAUCAGCAAGAUGGACAUGUGUAAAAGGACUGACUACUUUAGACUCUCUUCUUCAUACAUCUAAUCAUUCCUCCUCCUGUUUUCUCUGGGCAG